GGCUGGUCAGUGCCCAUUGCUUCGCGCUUUGUUCUGACGGCGCCCAACGUGUGGACGGCCAACUCAGCACUGCCUGCAGGUGGGCAGAGGCAGUCGAUUCUCACACAGUUUGAGGGUCCGGAGUUCAACCUGAAUGCCAGCAGCAGCUACAUCGCCGACAGCGGCCUGGGCCCUGCGGUGGUCUCAGUGAUGACUGCUGGCGGCCACGAAAGGCUCCACGGCUACAAGUUCUUCGCCCAGGCCACUGCAGUGUGUCCCGAGCCAUCGCAGGAGAUUGCACUGGCGCCGCAGGAGAGCGCCAGCUGGGAACAGAGGUUGGUGUUCUCGCUUCACGGUCCCUCUUCUGCCAUCUCCAAGUUCUUCACCGGUGUCAACAGCCCCAGCGGCGAGGACAGUCAGUGCAUAACGGAACCGAUGUCGAAGCAUCAGCGCGGGGUGGCAAAACAGGCGGCCACGAGUCUCCAUCAAUGCAUGGCUCAGUGCCUCCUCUAUUUGAAGUGUCAAGGUGUGCAGUACCAUGCAAAUACCCAGGCCUGCGACCUCAUGGCCCCAGAUGUCAUUAGCUCUGCCAAAGCGAAGCAGGGUUACUAUUGCCUGACGCUGGACAUCCCUGAUGGCCAGCCUGCUGCAUCGCGGCCUUUUGCGUCGGACGCUCUGCAGGCGCCGAUGGGUCGGCUGCAGUUCGUGGCAGAGCUUAAGAUUCCAAACUCUGUGAAGAUCAUUGGGAAGCAAGCUUUCCUGGGUUGCAGUUCUUUGAGGAGCUUGACGAUUGGAAAAUAUGUGAUUAUUAUUUUGAAGUAUGCCUUUUACGGCUGCAGAGCGUUGAAGAGCUUGACGAUUCCAAAAUCUGUGAAGACCAUUGCGAACUCUGCCUUUGAGGGCUGCAGUUCGUUGGAGAGCUUGACGAUUCCAAACUCUGUGGCUGACAUAUGGAAAUCUGCUUUCAAGGGUUGCAGUUCGUUGAAGAACUUGACGAUUCCAAACUCUGUGACAAACAUCGAAGACUCUGCUUUUGCGGGUUGCAGUUCGUUGGAGAGCUUGACGAUUCCAAACUCUGUGACUUCCAUUGGGGACUCUGCUUUCAAGGGUUGCAGUUCGUUGAAAAGCUUGACGAUUCCAUACUCGGUGACAAACAUUGGGGACUCUGCUUUUGAGGGCUGCAGUUCGUUGGAGAGCUUGACGAUUCCAAACACUGUGACUUCCAUUGGGGACUCUGCUUUCAAGGGUUGCAGUUCGUUGGAGAGCUUGACUAUUCCAAACUCUGUGGCUGACAUUGCGAACUCUGCCUUUGAGGGUUGCAGUUCGUUGGAGAGCUUGACGAUUCCAAACUCUGUGACUUCCACUGGGGACUCUGCUUUCAAGGGUUGCAGUUCGUUGAAAAGCUUGACGAUUCCAUACUCGGUGACAAACAUUGGGGACUCUGCUUUUGAGGGCUGCAGUUCGUUGGAGAGCUUGACGAUUCCAAACUCUGUGACUUCCAUUGGGGACUCUGCUUUCAAGGGUUGCAGUUCGUUGGAGAGCUUGACUAUUCCAAACUCUGUGGCUGACAUUGCGAACUCUGCCUUUGAGGGUUGCAGUUCGUUGGAGAGCUUGACGAUUCCAGACUCUGUGACGGAUAUUGAGAAUUAUGCCUUUGAGGGUUGCAGUUCGUUGGAGAGCCUGACUAUUCCAAACUCUGUGACUUCCAUUGGGGACUCUGCUUUCAAGGGUUGCAGUUUGACUAUUCCAAACUCUGUGGCUGACAUUGCGAACUCUGCCUUUGAGGGUUGCAAUUCGUUGGAGAGCUUGACGAUUCCAAACUCUGUGACUUCCAUUGGGGACUCUGCUUUCAAGGGUUGCAGUUUGUUGAAGAACUUGACGAUUCCAAACUCUGUGACGUCCAUUGCGUUAUUUGCCUUUGCGAGUUGCAGUUCGUUGGAGAGCUUGACGAUUCCAAACUCUGUGAUUUCCAUUGGGGACUCUGCUUUUGUGGGUUGCAGUUCGUUGAAAAGCUUGACGAUUCCAACUUCUGUGACGGAGAUUGGCUGUUUGUCUUUUGCUUAUUGUCAUUCAUUAGUCAACUUGUUUCUUCCAGACUCAGUGACUUUAAUUGGUGACGCUGCUUUCUGUCAUUGCGCUUCGUUGCUGAAUUUGAGGAUGUCUAACUCUGUCAGAUGCAUUCCUGUCUGGGCUUUCUUUGGUUGCACUUCGUUGCAGACGUUAACGAUUCCAAACACCCUGACGCACAUUGGUGCCUGUGCUUUUGAUGGUUGCAGAUCGUUGGGGACCUUGACGAUUCCAGACUCUGUGACGUUUAUUGGGAUUCGUGCUUUUGAGGGUUUCAGGGCAGCAGACUGCAGGGGAGAUUAA
Cladocopium goreaui is the source of this 2349-nucleotide messenger RNA. NCBI's taxonomy places the organism in Eukaryota, Dinophyceae, Suessiales, Symbiodiniaceae. The record is from the annotation of a GenBank genome assembly.